Haliotis rubra (blacklip abalone) is the source of this 2044-nucleotide messenger RNA. RefSeq names its product spermidine synthase-like. The coding region runs from base 270 to 1157 and encodes 295 amino acids. Gene Ontology annotation, cellular component: cytosol. Gene Ontology annotation, biological process: spermidine biosynthetic process. The transcript is spliced from 8 exons. NCBI's taxonomy places the organism in Eukaryota, Metazoa, Mollusca, Gastropoda, Lepetellida, Haliotidae. The record is from RefSeq and is a predicted model, not a curated record. Gene Ontology annotation, molecular function: spermidine synthase activity.
CUUGUUGCCAAAAUUAGCGCGCACGUGUUGAUAUCGCAGAAUACCUUGGGAAGGCCGAGCUGAACGUCAUAGGAUUCUGCGGUUAGCUCGAGAGAACGAUUCGCCUGGCAUUUCACAAGUACGUUUUGUCAUCAGUAGGGAAAUCCAGGCCAACUGCCUGACAAAAACUCAUUUUACAUAGCUGACAUUUUGUGCAUAUAUUUUCCGGCUCUCAUUUUCCCGUGUACCGAAGAAGCAUUAUUUCACCGACUGAUCACGGACUACGCAUCAUGGCAACAGAAGCUCUUGUCAAGGGAAGCUGGUUUCGAGAGGUUAAUGAAAUGUGGUCUGGAUAUGCAGUCUCGUUAGAAGUGGAGGAGGUCUUAGUCCACGAGAAAUCAGACUUCCAAGACAUUCUUGUUUUCAAAAGCAAAUCCUUCGGCAACGUGUUGGUGUUGGACGGAGUUAUUCAAUGUACGGAGCGAGAUGAAUUCACGUACCAGGAGAUGAUUUCCCACCUGCCCUUAAACAGUCAUCCCAACCCCAAGAAGGUGCUUGUAAUUGGCGGCGGUGAUGGAGGUGUUGUUCGUGAAGUGUUGAAGUACCCUAGUGUGGAUCAGGUUGUCUUGUGUGAGAUUGAUGAGAGAGUGGUUGAAGUAUGCAAACAGCACCUCCCAAGUAUGGCGUCAUGUCUGAGUGACCCCCGUGCUGUCCUCCACAUCGGUGACGGCAUCAAGUACCUACAACAACACAAAGGAGAGUUUGAUGUGAUAAUUACUGAUGCCCCAGACCCUAUAGGUCCUGCUGAAGGCUUAUACCAGAAGGAAUAUUAUGAAAACUUGAAGAAGUCCCUGAAACCCAACGGAAUAAUUUCUUGCCAAGGUGAAACCUUGUGGUUUGAUCUACCUCUCAUCAAACAGAUGAUCAGUUACUGUCGCGACGUAUUCCCCACCGUGGCAUACGCGUCAGGGAACACGCCCACCUACCCUGGGGGUCACAUGGGCUUCUUGCUGUGUAGCACUAACCCAAGUUUGGACUUAAAGCAACCACAGAGCAAUUUCUCGUCAGCUCAGUUGGACAGCAUGGGUCUCAAGUAUUACAGUCCGGAGAUACAUCGCGCUGCCUUCGCCCUCCCUCGCCAUGCCAGAAAAGCCCUGUCGGAAGUGCUUGACACAUGAGGAACUUGGCACAUCCCAGGAACUGGUUGCUAUGGUGAUGGAGCAUACCUACCUGUUGGUGUAUAACUGCUGUAUCAGCUUUUGCAGAGAACCAAAUGCAUACUGCAUUGAUUUUUGCACCUUAUAUUUCACUUGUUUACAUAUAUGGUCAAAAUGUUUCUUUCAGUAACUCACAUGUGUUACUGGUACGUAUUAUUGUAGGAAUUAAUGGGGUUUUAUUGAAGGGGAGACUGGAUAAUUGUAUGAUGACAAAAUGGAUGUAAAUGCUGUUGUGAUUUACUGCACAAGCCUUUAAUUCACAUUAAUGUAGAAAUCCGUUGCAGACUUUUCAGAUUUUUCAAUAACUGGUGCAAUCAUUGAUUAUGAACUGAUGCAUUUACAAUACUAAAUUACAUUUUCAGUCCCAUUUAUAUCAACCAGGGCCUAGAUUUUCGAAGCUCUCUUAGAGCUAAGAUAGUCGUAAGUUAAUGUUAAUGUAUAGCACUUACGACUGUCUUAGUGCUAAGAGAGCUUCGAAAAUCUAGGCCCAGGACACUAUGUGUUGUGAAGUGUUUAUGUAAUGUAAAACUGCCCUAUCAACAAGAAAUCUGUUAAUAUGAUUGAGAUAUAACAUAUGUUAUAAUUGGCAUUACACUUUCUCAGUAAAGUACAGAUUCUAGUACUUUUGUUAGGUUAAGUCCCUUCCAAGAUUCGAACCUACACUCUUAGUGUCAGACACCUAAUUGCCAGCACACAAAGUCAGCGAUCUAACCCACUCAGCCAACGCUGCUCCCCAAAAAUGGAAGUCAGACAACUGGUAGUCAAGAUUGCAGACAUUGUGUAACCCUCUGCUACGUGGCACAGCUCUCACGGCCGAAAGCUAUGAAUACACAAUGUCAUUUAGAAAA